Messenger RNA from Mycetomoellerius zeteki, 1206 nucleotides. Its product is annotated as sex peptide receptor. Gene Ontology annotation, biological process: G protein-coupled receptor signaling pathway. Gene Ontology annotation, molecular function: G protein-coupled peptide receptor activity. Lineage: Eukaryota; Metazoa; Arthropoda; Insecta; Hymenoptera; Formicidae. Gene Ontology annotation, cellular component: plasma membrane. The transcript has a single exon. The record is from RefSeq and is a predicted model, not a curated record. The coding region runs from base 127 to 1206 and encodes 359 amino acids.
AUUGUCAUAGACGGUAAUGAUUCAUCAGAAGAGAAUAGGAAUUCGAAAAGGCAAGAAAGAAGAGUUCAUUGAUCCCAUAGUGGUAGUGCACUUUGCUCGUUCGCAGGACCACUUCACUUCGCAAAGAUGAAUUUCAGCCAGAACUUCACGCUGGCGCCAGAACCCACGGGAUACGAGUGCGGCGCGCGCUUAGAAUCCUUCUACAAUUGGUAUGCUCAAGUGCAUGGCUGGGCUAGUCUAUUGGUAUGCAUAUUCGGCUCGAUCGCCAAUGUACUCAAUAUCGCCGUGCUAACGCGUCGUGAGAUGCAAUCGCCCACUAACAUGAUUCUCACCGGUCUCGCCGUGGCCGAUCUAUUCGUGAUGAUCGAGUACAUUCCUUAUGCGAUCCAUAUGUACCUCUAUCAACGGCCCCGCAGAGAUACCUUCACCUACGGUUGGAGCAUCUUCGUGCUAUUCCAUUCUAACUUCGCACAAGUGUGUCAUACGAUCUCAAUUUGCCUGACGGUUACUCUAGCAGUCUGGAGGUAUAUUGCAGUAGCAUAUCCACAGAGGAAUCGCGAAUGGUGCAGUAACAAACGCACCUGCCUAAUGAUCGCCUUCGCUUAUGUGUCCUGCCCAAUACUUUGCAUACCGCUUUACAUUAACACCGAAGUGAGACCGCAAGUGGAAAUACUAGAUGAACAGGGGAUGAGCGUCAAUCUAACAAAGCUCCAGCAGACGGUCAACAGCACAGUCGCGUCUCUCGAAGGCACGACUAACACCACGCUAUAUUUCGUGAAACUCACCGAAUCUCCAAUGAGCACUGUUCUCAAGGACAUCAACGUUUGGAUCUAUAGCGUGGUGAUCAAGCUGAUACCGUGUGUAGCGUUGACAGGAUUGAGUAUUAAACUAGUCAAGGUGUUGUUGGAGGCAAAACAAAGGCGAAAGAAACUCACUACGAAAAACACUGCAAUCAAGAUGGGUAACGGCAAGGAGCACACCUGCGAGAAACCCAAGAAAAGAAGAAAGGGCAACGAUAAAGAAAGACAGACUGACAGGACUACGAUGAUGUUGUUAGCCGUGCUCCUGUUAUUCCUCGUUACGGAGAUGCCACAGGGCAUUUUAGGAUUGCUCAGCGUUAUACUGGGCCCGAGUUUCUUCAACACGUGCUACGUGAUGUUGGGUAAGUUCAAAAUGUAUCAAAAUAAACUACAAAUAAAUACUUAA